GUGCAUACAUAGCGGGGAAUUGGGAGUGCAGCUGAUGACCGCAUGUUUGUCAGUUAGUGCUAAUCAAUCGCGAGGUCAGCUUCAUAAUCCAUCUCCAGCUCCACCCAGCCUCGCCUCCAUAGGUAUAUCUAUCUCGAUCUCCGGCUCCAGCUCUAGCUCCAGCUCUAGCUCCAGCUCCACCAAGCUUCGUCUGCCUAUAUCUACCUCCAGCACCAGCUCCAACUCCAGCACCAGCUCCAUCCAGCAUUACCUCCACCCAGCACCAGCUCCACACAGCUCCACCCACCUCCACCAACACAACCCCCAGCAACAAUGUCCAAACCCGAAUUCGAACUGAUCUACUGGCCCUCGAUGCCGGGCCGGGGUGAGCCGAUCCGGCUCCUCUUCGAAGCCACGGGCACCUCCUACACGGACACAACAGACGAGGCCGUGGUGGUCUCUUAUAUCACCCCGUCCCCCACUUCCCCCACCUCCUCGCUCCCCUCCCUGGCGCCCCCCAUCCUUCUCCACGCCAACCGCACACUCUCGCAAACCGCAGCGAUCCUGUUCUACCUCUCCCCGCUGCUUGGCCUCUCGCCCGCGGGGUUCGGCGAGCACCAAAUGCGCGCGCUGAUCCUGACGGCGCUGGACCUGCAGGACGAGGCACAUAACACGCACCAUCCGGUGGGGGUAUCUCUGUUCUACGCUGAUCAGCUAGCGGAGGCGGCAAGGGCCGCGGAAAUUUUCCGGCGGGAGAGGGUAGGCAAGUUUUUCAAGUAUUUUGAGGGCGUGCUUGGGGCUGCGGAGGGGGAGGGGAAGGGGAAGGGGGGGUGGUUGCUGGGCGGCGGCCUGUCGGCCGCGGAUCUGGUGCUCUGGCAGGUCGUCGAUGGGCUCAAGUAUGCCUUCCCCAAGGCGACUGCAAGGGUGCUAGCGGAGUGUCCGAGGCUGGAAAGGCACUAUGGGCUGGUUAAGGCGGUGGAGGGCGUUAAGUCGUAUUUGGAGAGUGGCAGGCGCAGGAAGUAUGAUAUGGGCGUGUACAGAUAUUAUCCGGAGCUGGAUGAUCAGGAGGGGGAUGAGUAGACGAGGAGGAGGUUGGGUUUGUACUUAUAGGACUCGCACGUACACCAGGAUAUGUAGGAAAUGCAAUGCAAUGCAAAUAGGUAUCACCAUG
Tricharina praecox is the source of this 1150-nucleotide messenger RNA. RefSeq lists its product as uncharacterized. The record is from RefSeq and is a predicted model, not a curated record. The transcript is spliced from 2 exons. Lineage: Eukaryota; Fungi; Ascomycota; Pezizomycetes; Pezizales; Pyronemataceae. Gene Ontology annotation, molecular function: glutathione transferase activity. Gene Ontology annotation, biological process: glutathione metabolic process. Bases 313 to 1059 code for a protein of 248 amino acids.